Molecule: messenger RNA, 2475 nt
Organism: Colletotrichum acutatum
Lineage: Eukaryota; Fungi; Ascomycota; Sordariomycetes; Glomerellales; Glomerellaceae
Exons: 5
Coding region: 1-2475 (824 amino acids)
Biological process (GO): cytoplasmic microtubule organization; cytoskeleton-dependent intracellular transport
Cellular component (GO): centrosome; cytoplasm
Molecular function (GO): microtubule binding; dynein light intermediate chain binding
Source: RefSeq, a predicted model, not a curated record
AUGCCGUACUCAGGAAGCGCGCAGGCCGCGCUGGUGCAAUGGGCAAACACAUUUCCCCUGGACGGACAGGCAGACUCAAUAUCAGAUUUCCUCGACGGACACCUGCUGUCCAAGGUCCUUCAAGCACUCGACCCCUCCUUCGAUUCCAAUACCACCGAGGGCGAGCUAUACGAUGUCUACAAGGGCAUCCAGAGGCUAGUAUAUCGCGAGUGUCCGGGGCUUAUUGGGCAGACCAAGCUUGCCGACAUCAGACCCAGAGCGAGAGAAGCGCAGCCGGAAGCCAUCAGUAAGCUUCUUGCCGUGCUAUUUGCUGUUGCAAUGCUUGGUAGCAAUAACGAGCGAUGGGUUACCCGUAUCACCCAGGAUAUCUCCGACAAGACGGUCCUCAUGCAGCUUCAGCGGGUCACGCAAGACAUGAGUACAGCCAUUAACGAUGCCGAGGCGGCGGACGUAGAAGAAAUCUCGGAAAUUGGGAACGAAAGCCACGAUGUCGAUCUCGCAAUGGAAGCCGACAACAUACGUCUCCGCUCUGACCUGGACAAGAAGGGAAAGUUGCUCGCGGAUAUGGAAACGCGCUUGGGCCACCUGCAGGAAAGUUAUGACGACCUGAAAGAGGAGGUAGUUCGCAAGGGCAGGGAGCUGGAGGCGUUCCACGAUGCUCAAGACGGUGCUGGAAAGGAGGUCAUCAGGUCGCUUGAGCUGAAGCUGCGCGAGCAGGACGAGCUCAUUGCCAACCAGGAGGCGCAGGCCGAAGAUGAUCGCAUAGCCAAGGAGCGGUUGACGAGCGAAGUUUCGGCACUCAAAGCCAAGACGCAGAAGCUUGAGACCCUUGACGAUGAGGUCAAGGAGCUACGGUUCAAGAAUGAGGAACUGUCCCGUAAGGCCAACAUGGUUGAACGGUAUAAGCAAAAGCUUGAGGCGCAGUCUACAUUGUCAAAAGAGAUGGACAACUUGCUCUACGAAAAGGAGCAGAUGCAGCGCGAUCUCAUCGAAUACGAGAAGGUUCUGAAGAGAAAUCAGGCCUUGGAGCAGACCAACGAGCAAUACGCCUCGAAGCUCAGAGACUACGAGCUGCAGUAUGUUGAGUUGGAUGCUCAGCGCAGGGCUCUUCACGAUGACACCAUGCAGUUGAGAGCUCGUCUUGCAACGCUCGAUGCUCAGCGUCUCUCCGAUGAGCACCUCAUCUCCGAGCUGCAGGAGCAGAUCAACUCGGGGUCCCCGGGCGCUUUGUCUCCUGACGCUGGCACUGCGGGCUUCAGUCUCGAGCAGGAGCUUGAGGGUGUCAGCAGCACCGCCCCACCCAACCUCAGCCUUGAGGUCUCUCGCCUCAAGGCAGAGAACAACUUGCUGCGAAGCGGUAUGGGGUCUGGGCCAGAAAAUGCUCGAUUGCGUCAGGAGCUAGAGGAGGAGCGUAGGCAACGCGAACGUAUUCAGGGAACUUACAACGACACGUUUGAGAAGCACCAGAUUGCGGAGGCCCAAAUCAGCGCUCUGAUCGAGAGCAGUGGCGAAAAGUUAGUUGAAAUCGUUGACACAGCUAUGCGACUAGGUGUGGGCAAAGUGCUAACUCAAGAUUUCCAUCACAGCGAGGUGCUAGCCAACCUGAGAAUCCAACUUGCUCAAAAGGCCCAUGAACUUGAGAGCGAAAGGAGGAAGAACAGCGAGAUCCAAGCUCAGCUCUCUGACAAGGAUCGCGAGCUCCUCAGCGCGAGGACCGACCUCUCAGCCGUCGCAAAGGAUAGCGUUGAUGCUCUCGAGGAACUCAAGUCUACUGACCAACUUAUUUCCGGUUCAAUCCGUGAAGAACUCGAGGCAGCGCGCCAACAGCUCAAAAACCUUGGUACUGAUCUCGAAGAACAGCGGAGCUCACUUAUCAACGCCCUACUUGAGAAAGACAAGCUUCGAAAAGACCUUGACGAGGCCAAGGAUGGCACGAGUGCCGAGCCGACGGAGGCCGCCCAGAAGCUCCAGGAGAAGGUUGACAAACUGCGUGUCAGACUCAAGGAGCGCCAAUCGGUGAGUUCCCUCAGAUCUCUUGCAAACGCCCUGGCCCUACAACAUCGAAAUGCCGAAGGCGGCGUGCCCAAGAUUCCUAGUACCCCGUCCGGAGCUGUGUUGUAUGACAGCCGUCCGAAUGCGCGCAUCUUGGUCCCCACAUAUCACCCCCAUCUCGACCUGCCUCCUCAAACACCAAAAUCUCCCUUGAUCCUUAGACCGAGACAACUGGAGAAGUCCGAGCAGGAUAAAUACGACUUGCAGCGGAAGCUCAAGGCAGCCGAAGGCGGAGAAGCUGCCGCGGCCCAGAAGGCUGCGAGCGAUCAGAUUAUCAAGAACCUACAGCGCGAGAACGCACUCAUUGCUACGGCGUGGUACGAUCUUACUAGUCGUAUUCAGAGCAAUCAUGUCGUCUUGCAAAGGCGGAAUGAGGCCCCCAAGAGCUGGCUGGGCAAACAGAGGCAGAUGGUCAACGGUUAG